UGAAUAUAUUAUACCGAAUUACCGACUAUAUUAAUAAGACCUUCACAUCAUAAACAUAAAAAUUUAUCCUCGUUCUAGCUACCCUGAAACUUUUUCCUCUCACAAAAUGGCUGAGGUUCAAGACACACACAUGAAACAGGGCAUCAAGCUCUUUGGAGCAACAAUAAUUACAGUUGAUGAAGAGAAGAAACCAAACGGCAAAGAUGAUGAAGCUAAAAGACUUGCAGUAGAACAACACAAGAGGCCCGACAAGGUGAUUCCCUGCCCUAGAUGCAACAGCAUGGAGACCAAGUUCUGUUACUUCAACAACUACAACGUUAACCAGCCCAGGCACUUCUGCAAAGGUUGCCAGAGGUACUGGACCGCCGGUGGAGCUCUCCGGAACGUCCCCGUCGGGGCCGGUCGCCGGAAAAACAAACCCCCGUGUCCUGUGAUUAAUGGGUUGUCGGAGGCCUGCUUGUAUGAUGCCUCCGGGCUUCUUCGCCAUAUUGAUUUCGAUGGGACGACGACGAUGACGGUGGACGAGUGGCGCACAGCGGAGCAAGGCGGCUUCCAUCUUCUCUCCGGGAAGAGAAGCAAGAUCUCCGCUACUCAUUAAUAGCCCAUCCUUGUUAAUUCCCCCAUUUCUACUGUAGCUCAUUAAAUUUUACUCCACUGUUAUUAGUUGUAAUAAUAUCUAUAUACAUUAAAGUUUAGAGGUAAAGUUAAAAAAACAAUACUUUGUAUAAAAUAAAGGAAAAUUUCACCUAUUUUUGUUUUUUUUGUGACCCCAAGGGGUCGGGGGAGGAGGCUAGGGGCCCGAGGUAAACUGAGAUCAAAUUAAAGCCACUCCAUUGAGUAUUGAACCCGAGACUUCUCAUAAGGGUGACUGAGUUGACUACCAGCUGAGCAUGACCGCUUCUUCGCAAAUUUCACAAAAAAUAAAUAUAUGGCCGUAUUUGUAAUCGUAGUGUUUCAAUUUUGUUUCUAAGGAUAUGGUCCAUUGCAUGUACUUUAUUCUCUGCUGCUAAGAUAAACAAUUCAAUCAAGAAUGUAAUGUGAGAAUCUGUAGAUUGCCAUAUACAGGAGUAUAUUGUAGUUUCUUUGAAAUGAAGUUAAUUCUGUGUAUUACAAAAAACAAUGACAUUGGUACAUAUUUGUCUUGAAUUGACACGCAUUUUGUCAAUA
Molecule: messenger RNA, 1167 nt
Organism: Cuscuta epithymum
Lineage: Eukaryota; Viridiplantae; Streptophyta; Magnoliopsida; Solanales; Convolvulaceae
Source: the annotation of a GenBank genome assembly